UACACAUAUCUGGAGGGUUCAUGUUAAACAUUAACUACGGUGUCCCGUAUGUGGGGCAAAAGGACUUUGGUCAAGGAACAAACUACAGGUACAGUUACUGUAGUUCUUACAGUUUGGUACGCAGCUAAAACUUUAGCUUGUAAACGUCAGGUAAUCAGGGUUCCUGAUUAAUAAGAAAUUACACAAAAAUGGCUGAGGGAACACCAAGGCAACCUCCCAGAGGUGCUCAGGACCAGCUGCCACCACCAGAUGCUGAAAUAGAGGUACAUGUACAAGAAGAACUGCAGCCUGGACUGGCUGGGGAGUAUCUACAUGGACAGGGGGGUCAACUAGCACCCCAGGCUGCCGGACAAGCCUACCAGGGCCCAUGGCAGAUGCAACAGAACCCUCGGCAGGCUGCUCCAGUGCAGUUCCACCCAGAACAGCAAGGGUACGGGGCUCAGGCUGCCUUGUUUCCACACCAAGGCUUCGCCAUGCCCCCCCAACCAGCUGGGCAGGUGUACCACAAUGUCCCACCUGCAAACCAAGCAGCUGCAAAUGUCGGGCAGCCGCCGGCUCUGCAGAUGUCUGUAGGUGCUUUUGGUGGUGCAACGGUCAGGAUUGAGAGUCCGGCUGCAGCUGGAGGCUUUGUAGCUGGGGGUCUUGUGGCUGGAGCAUUUGCUACGGCUGCGUUCGCAGCCAGCAAGGUUUCAGAAUCACCCGCAGUUGUACUGGGAACUGGACUGGCUGCAGGGGUGGCUACAGGAGUGACAACCCUGGCAGGGUUCUACCUGGGCAACAGGCAGCAGACAGAGGAGGCCAUCCGCAGGGUGGUGGAGAGAGAACGGCACAUCCGAGUAGAGAACAUUGAGGAGGGGUCUCUACUUGUGCAUGUCAAGUUUCUUACACUGGCUGGCUACUGGGUCCUCCGCAGCUUCAAUGAGAAAAUCGACAAGCGGUCUGACCGCACCUGUCUGCAGCUGCUGCUGGAGGACGAACUUCAGGGGAUCGGCUGGACCGGACCGAUCCAAGUGGGGCUGGAGGGGUGGUGGUUUGCUGAAGAAGAGGGACAGGAAGAGGAGGAGGCAGCAGGGACAGAGCAGGAAGAGAGAUGGGAGUGGGCAGGGAUGGAGAAACAGUCCGUGCCACCCAUGCCGGCCAGUGUGACUACAGAGGGAGAUUCAGGCCUGCCUGAAGACGUGUCCUCUGUAGCAGCCAUGUCCAUCACUUCUGCUGGAGAGGUGGAAGAGGGGCCGCUCAAGAGGCGGAGAGCCAGGCUACAGAAACACAAGGACUCUCCAACAGUACAACGCUUCAUCAAGGCCUGGAGGUCCUGGGAGGAAGGAGCAGAAAUCCUGACCAGCAGUGGGUACACAGACCUGGGGGGAGUCAAGGCCUUGGUGCAGGGAUUCAUGCUGCAUUACACGGUAACACCAGAUACCACAAGUACAUUACUGUAUGGACAGUCAUGGCUGAACCUGAACAAAGCCCAGCUGAAGCAGCUGAUGACCUCCCAGCUACAAGCUGACUCCACUGACAGCACCUGUCUGCUGCUGACGGCCCUACAGCUGCCAUAUGGAGACAGCCGGGUGCAGACCCUGCAGCAGGUGGUUGAUGCCAUCCUACAGCACAGACCAGGAGACUGGCUGUACCAACACCUGCACCACAUCUACUGCUACCUGGGGAGGGCCAUAUGGAUGGCAAGCCCUCAGCCAAAAUCAACCACAUCACAAGGGACUGAUCAACCAAGAGCUGAUCUGGAUGCUCUAGUCAAAGCACUAUCUGCCAUGGCGAGUUCCCUUAUGUACAAACAGGACUAUUUGGAGACUAUGUUCUACACAGCCGAACUGUAUAAGAAAGUGUCCGAGACAGAAGCCAUCAGACAGUUGGAACACCUCCUCAGGCUGGCACCAGAGUGUGAUCUCCAUGUGCCACAUGCUCACUACCUCCUGGCCACCCUGUACAACCAGCAGCAGGACAGACAGAAGGUGAUUCACCACUUCACCAGGGGGCAGGAGAGGGAGACCAACCGGCUACCUGGGUUUCCUGAAGUCCACAUAUCCAUCAAAGACCCUGCUAAAAUGGCAUAUGAACGAGUCAUGGCAAAGAAACAAGCAAACAAGUAAAACCUUUUCUUUGGAAACAAAGUCUAAGAAACAAAGUGCACUUACAUUGUACAGUGUAGAACUUGCCUUUAAA
Molecule: messenger RNA, 2178 nt
Organism: Branchiostoma belcheri (Belcher's lancelet)
Lineage: Eukaryota; Metazoa; Chordata; Leptocardii; Amphioxiformes; Branchiostomatidae
Exons: 3
Coding region: 189-2105 (638 amino acids)
Molecular function (GO): protein binding
Source: RefSeq, a predicted model, not a curated record